AUGACGAACGGGGCAGGGGGCGCUGGCGCUUGGCCGUCGACGGGUCCCACUUCUCCUCCCGGUCCUCCUCAGGCUGUGCCAGCGGCUAUGCCUAGCCCUCGUAUGACGCCUCACCCGCACCCUGGGACACCUGCAGGUUUGCCGCCCGCGUUUCAGAGAAGACAAACUGAUUUGGAUACCUACAGUACUCGUACAUGCCCGGACUCCCUCUGGAACACUACAUGCCCCCGUAUUCUCCCCGUGGCCAGUAGCACAUGCCGCCGCAAGGCUUUCCUCCUCAACAGCAUCAUCCGCAAAGCCACCUCUCUCAUGCUCCUCCCGGUCCACCCGGGCUGCCCCAUAUUAUGCCUAUGUCUCCCCGUAAUCCCCGCCGCCACUGCAAGGGCCCAGCGUCCGCGCACCUGCACACACUAUCCCUGCCCAGCAUUAAACUCCCUCAAGCAGCGCGAGCUCCAUCUCCUCUCCUCCCUCAACCCCACAUCCCUCAGACCUGUGCUUCCUGCCGGCAAUGCAUGGCUGAACACAGGUGCCAGCGCGUUCGUACCUAGACAGUCGAAGGUUGUCAUCAAGGCCGCGGACAGCAAGGAGGUGGACUUGCAGGAGCUCAGGAAGCAGCAGGCGCAGGCUGGAGCGCCCAUUGCACUGCGGUCGCCUGCCCCCAGUCCGCGCUGCAAUAUCGUCCACAUGGAGACCGAGGAGACGAAGAAUCAGCGGCUCACAGAUGCGCGCGAGAAGGAGAGGCUGAAGAAGGAGGAGAAGUGCAAGAAGAAGGAGGAGGAGGUUGAGGAGAAGGAGAGGAAGGAACGGAAGGAACAGGAGCGGAAGAAGAGGCAGGAGGUGAAGGAGGAGGAGGAGCGGCAAGGAGGGCGAUGA
Molecule: messenger RNA, 873 nt
Organism: Gloeophyllum trabeum ATCC 11539
Lineage: Eukaryota; Fungi; Basidiomycota; Agaricomycetes; Gloeophyllales; Gloeophyllaceae
Exons: 2
Coding region: 1-873 (290 amino acids)
Source: RefSeq, a predicted model, not a curated record